Molecule: messenger RNA, 2967 nt
Organism: Galeopterus variegatus (Sunda flying lemur)
Lineage: Eukaryota; Metazoa; Chordata; Mammalia; Dermoptera; Cynocephalidae
Gene: CCDC187
Exons: 10
Coding region: 1-2967 (988 amino acids)
Biological process (GO): microtubule anchoring
Cellular component (GO): centrosome
Molecular function (GO): microtubule binding
Source: RefSeq, a predicted model, not a curated record
AUGCCGACCUUGGUCAUGGGCAUGCUGCCCACCCGCCAGGGGGAAACGCUCCAGCCCUGCUCUAAAGAUAGCCAGAGGCAGGGCCUCUUCUCCCAUGGGCCCGUGGGGAGACCAGCCGAUGGGAAGGUCGGUGCCGUGCCCAGGGAAGAUGGGCUCUGUCUGCCUGUGGCUGUCGAUGACCUCAUGGCUGCCCUGAGUUGGCCCCGGCCCUCCCAGCAGCUGGAUGUGCUCCGGGCUGUUCCCCAUGUGUCCUGGUCUGACUACACUGAGGAACUGGGCCCUGGGGGCAAGGCCUGCAGCCUCCCCCUGUGGUCCACAUGCCAGGAGGCCAGGGAUGGCGACAGCUCUGUGUCAUCAGGCCGCCUCUCUGGCUCCUCGGGGGGCCACGAGUCAUGCGUGCCUCCCCAUGGGCCCUGGAAGGAGAGGCUGCCCCAGGUGCUGAGGCCCCAGCGACAGCCCAGGAGGAGCGACCCGCGGCUGGAGCAGCUGAGAGACAAGAUCCGGGCCCAGGCGCAGUGGCAGGCGAGCUGUGCUUCCCUGGGCACCUCGGCACCCUCCAGUGCCUCCCGCCUCUCCACGGCCUGCUCGCCAGCGCUCCGGAGAAAGACUCGCAAGGUGGCCGAUGCCCUUCCUGCACCUGCAAACCCAGACUCCAGCUACCUGAGCACGGCUGGGCGUAGAACUGAAGACAAGUCAUCUUCGAGCCGGGGACUUGAGCUCUCCAGGGUCUGCCAGCACCAGGCUUCGGUUCUGCGGGAGAAAACCAAAAGGAUCAAAAGCAGCUCUUGCAAAAGAGAGAAAGCCCCCAAGUUGCCCUCCCCCAGGAGAGCUGCCAAGGACAAAGAUUCUGAGUUGGUUGGUGUUCACGCCUGGAGAAAAGGACAAGCUCUGGUGAGGUUGCUGCUCGGGCCCCCUCCCGCCCUCCCCAGGCUCCAGAGCAAGGCACCCUCAGGAGACCCAGCCCCCGCCGCAGAAUUAGGAGACGGCAAGAGAGUUGCAGCUGCCCAGCGCUUGCCUGUCCACGACCGGUCGCCCAGCCCCACCUCUGCCCGCAGUGGCCAGCAGGUGUCUGAUGACACACCCAGCCGGACUUCCUGUAAUCCGCCAGAGACAAUCCAGACUGCGAUGGCCAUCCUGCGAGACCUCCGCCAGCAAAUCCAGGCCGGGCUGGAGUUGGCCCAGGGCCACAGGAGGGGACGGAAGCUGCAGCAGCCCAAGCUGUGUCCACGGGACCUGGCACAGCGGAGUCAGCAGGGUCUCCCGAGUGCCCCGGAUGCGCAGGGCUCCUUGGCGAAGAGUCCCUGGGUCUCAGCAGAAGGAAAGUGCUACCCUUUAGAGAGGGCUGGGAGCUCCCCCACCCGGCGGCCCUGGAGCCCCUCAGUCAAGUGGCAAGCCUGUCCGCAGAGGGCCUGGGUGGCCCGAAGACAGGGCCCCUCUUUCCAGAGACCUGGCAGCCCCCCUGAGAGGCUGGGCUCUUUCUCCCAGCGGCCCUGGAGUGCCUCGGCCGGGCAGGCUUGGGCGCCUUAUGAAGACCGGGAGGUCCCUGCCCCUAGAACCUGCAGCCCUCUGGAAAGACACGCCCCUGCCCAGCGUCCUUGGAGCACCUCCUUUGUGCAGAGGGCUGGCGCCCCGGGCAAUGGCAGAGGCGACGUCCCCGCUCCCUCGGGAGCUAAGCAUUCCUGGCCGAGGCCCACCCGGAGUGUUCCUCAGAACCUGCCCAGGAAGGAGAAGGACAUACCACUGUCACCGCCACCCUCCCCGAAGCCCCAGGGGCCCCUCGGCCACCAGCACAGCUCUGAGUCUGUGCGGGAGUUCGUGCGCCAGAAGGCGCUGGCCCGGCAGUGGCAGGCCCUGGAGGAGAAGGCCUCGGCCAUGCGGACUCUGGAGCUGAGAAACCAGAGGCUGCAGGAAGUCUACAGGCAGCAGAGGGAGGCCGUCCUCGGCAAAGCCGUCCCUGUGGUCUCCCAGACCAGCCCCAGCAUCGUCACCUUCGUCCCCAGUUCUGCACAGUCUGGGGGUCUGGAAGCCCCUGGGAGCCUGGAGUCACCGGUGCUGCAGUGGAGCAAGGUGACCUCCGGCGUGAUGCUGGGGGACCAGGAGGCCCGGGGCAGCUUCUGCCUGUGUCUGAACAGAGCCUGGAGCCGCGCCAAGGCCCUGGAGAUGGGAGAUCCCCGGGGCGGCUGCAAUGCUGCCCCAUCGCUGCCGUCUGCCACUUGCCCCCUGGGGCCCCUGAAGCUCCAGGACCUGACCACCCACUACCUGCCCCACGGGCUGUGCGUCUGCCUGGACCCCCAGGACACUGAGCACCCCGAAGCAUCCAUGCCCCUGCACUUGGAACACAAGCAGGCGCGGCUGCAGGCGCUGGAGACCAUGGCCAGUGUCCUCAAGCAGCGGAUCGACAUCCUGACCGACAAACUGCACAGGCCCGAGGCACUGGACGCUGUUGGGGACUGGGCCUCAGACCUGCCACCUUUGGGCCCCUGCAGCGUGCCUGCUGCCCCCGCACUCACCGCCCCAAACUGCUCUGGAGCCUUGGUGCCCGGCGGGGGCAGAGGGGCGCCCCAGGACGGGGAGGGCAUGCAGGCCCAGCCCCUCCUGUCCCCCACCUACUUCCUGGAUGGCCCUGGCUGGGAGUGGCAGCAGAGUGAGAGCCUGUGGGCCCACCACAAGGGCAAGCCCCAAGGUUUCGUGGAGAAGGGAUGUUCGGAGCUGGAGAAGAGGCCGCAGAGAAGUGCGGCUCCCUUCCGGGCCCGCAGCCCCUUUGCAGGCGGCUCACGAGGGUUGCCAGCCAUACCGGACCCUGCCUUCGGCUCCCUGCGGCUGGAGGAGGUGCCGCCGGCCAGCGGGGCAGGCUUGUGUACCCCCUGGACCACCCAGAGCUGCGGUAAGGGCGUGCCCACGGCCAGGCCCUGGGCUGGCUGGUCGGGUGGCCAGGGAGGUCCGCUGGGGACCCCCUCCACAGCCUAG